Molecule: messenger RNA, 5561 nt
Organism: Erinaceus europaeus (western European hedgehog)
Lineage: Eukaryota; Metazoa; Chordata; Mammalia; Eulipotyphla; Erinaceidae
Gene: FAM117B
Product: family with sequence similarity 117 member B
Exons: 8
Coding region: 253-1986 (577 amino acids)
Source: RefSeq, a predicted model, not a curated record
GGCUGACGCUGCACCAAUGGGCGUGCGCGAGGGGCGGGGGCAGCGCAGGAGACACUAUUGUUGAUGAGGAGCGGCGGCGGCGACGGCUGUACUACCUCGUUGCUGCUGGCCGCGGCCCGGGCGCCCGUAGCACCCCGGAUUCCAGCUCCGUCAGCCCGCGGCGGGGGCCUGCCCUCCGGGCUCGGGGAUCCGCCCCCUGCAGCCUAGCGCGAGCAAACCCCUCCUUCUUGCCCCGCCACCAGGGAGGGGACCAUGUCUCAGCGGGUGAGGCGCAACGGGUCCCCCACGCCGGCCGGCUCUCUCGGGGGCGGCGCGGUCGCCCCGGCCGGGGGAGCCGGGAGCCGCCUGCAGCCCAUGAGAGCGACGGUUCCGUUCCAGCUGAAGCAGCAGCAGCAACAUGGCAGCCCCACGCGGGGCGGCGGCGGCGGCGGCAACAACGGAGGCUGCUGCGGCGGCGGCGCCUCAGGCCCCUCGGGCGGCGGCGGCCCCCGCACCGCCUCACGCAGCACGAGCCCCACGCGCGGCGGCGGGACGACGGCGGCGCGCACCAGCCCCACGGUGGCCACGCAGACGGGCGCGUCCGCGACGGCCACACGAGGCACCAGCCCGUCGCGCGGUGCCGCGCCCGGGGCCCGGGGGAGCCCUCCGCGCCCGCCGCCGCCGCCGCCACCGCCGCCGCUGGGCCCUGCGUCGUCGCCCAGUUCGUCGCCCACCCACCUGUGGACCGGCGAGGGCGGCGCGGCGCCACCCCCAGCCCGCGUCCGGCAGCGGAGGUCCCCGGAGAGGAGGAGCCCGAGCGCUCCGGUCUGCAAAGCAGGUGACAAAACACGACCACCUCCCUCAAGCCCCUCUAGUAUUAUCCGGCGCACUUCCUCCCUGGAUACCCUCGCUGCUCCGUACCUUGCGGGGCACUGGCCUCGUGACAGUCAUAGCCAGGCUGCACCUUGCAUGAAGGACAAGGCUACACAGACAGAGAGUGCAUGGGCUGAAGAAUACGCUGAAAAGAAGAAAGGCUCUCAUAAGCGUUCAGCAUCCUGGGGCAGUACAGAUCAACUUAAGGAGAUCGCCAAACUCCGCCAGCAAUUGCAGAGAAGUAAACACAGCAGCAGACAUCACCGAGAGAAAGAAAGACAGUCUCCAUUCCACGGCAACCAUGCAGCUAUUAACCAGUCUCAGGCUCCAGUUCCAAAGAGUGCACUUAUUCCAGUAAUUCCCAUCACCAAAUCUACAGGCUCCCGGUUUCGGAAUAGUGUGGAAGGAUUGAAUCAAGAGAUCGAGAUAAUAAUUAAAGAGACUGGGGAAAAGGAAGAACAACUUAUACCACAGGAUAUUCCAGAUGGCCAUCGUGCACCUCCACCCCUUGUGCAGAGAAGUAGCAGCACACGCAGUAUUGACACACAGACCCCUGGAGGGGCAGAGAAGGGGAGCAACAACAGCAGCCGCUCUCAGUCUGUGUCCCCCACGUCAUUCCUCACCAUCUCCAAUGAAGGGAGUGAGGAGAGCCCUUGUUCAGCUGAUGACCUGCUUGUUGAUCCCAGAGAUAAAGAAAAUGGGAACAAUUCUCCUUUACCCAAAUAUGCAACCUCACCAAAACCUAACAACAGUUACAUGUUCAAAAGGGAACCGCCUGAGGGCUGUGAAAGAGUUAAAGUCUUUGAGGAAUGUUCGCCAAAACAACUUCAUGAAAUUCCAGCCUUUUAUUGUCCUGACAAAAACAAGGUGAAUUUCAUUCCAAAAAGCGGCUCUGCUUUCUGCCUCGUCAGUAUCCUCAAGCCUCUCCUUCCCACACCAGAUCUUACCCUGAAGGGCUCUGGCCACAGCCUGACAGUCACCACAGGCAUGACAACCACUCUGCUGCAGCCUAUUGCUGUGGCCUCCCUCUCAACAAAUCCAGAGCAAGACCGAGUCUCUCGAGGAACAAGUACAGUCAUGUCAUCAGCCUCUCUCCUCCCACCCCCAGAACCAAUUGAGGAAGCGGAAGGGUAGGUCCUGGUGCUGCGACCAUUGUCCUGGGAGACGGAGAACCGUCUUCAGAUCACAAGACUAUGACGGCAUCAUGUACUCCCAGUUGGCUUUGACAGGCUCCAGCUUUCUCCAGUGACAUGUCACAGUGCAGCUUCUGGAAGGAAAGAAAGCAGCCCUUUGACAGCUCUGCUCAUUCACGAAGGCCAACAACCUUCAGUGCUUAGCCUGGUUUUGUUUUUGCUUUUUUUCUUUAAGCACUGAUUGAAACAAGAAGGGUCUCAUUCUUUACUUUUAGAAGGCCAAUGUUGCAUUGUUUUGUUUAUUUUUGUUUGUUUUUGUUUUUCAAGUGAGACUUCGUAAGAAACAAAAAAAACAAAAGCUGAUCCCUGAAGACAUGAUUCUUGAAGGGAGAUGUGAAUGAUGCUGCAAGAACCAUCUUUUAUAUGAAAAUGACUAUUUUCUAAUACCAAUGUUACAUUUUCUGAAACAUAGCAAAUAGGAUGUUCAAAAGAUUCUUUGGUGGCCUCUGUUUCUUGUCUCCCUUUCUAGGUAUGUGCUUUUCUCAGUUGCUCUCAGCUCUGGGACCAAAGGGAUCGUUGGCGUUUCCCGUUUCCCCAGCAGUCUUAAUCUUAUGACCAUGUUCUUCUCCCAAACAGAAUUGAUAGGUAAAUGCAUUGAACAAGUAUAUAUAAAAGGAGAUAAAAAGCAAUAUUAGUACAUUGUGUGGUUUAUGUUUCUUGAUGUCAGAAGUUUGUGCUCUAGGUGGAAUACUUGUAAAAACUGCUGUUUUCUUCACUGCUCCUGUACACAUUUCACCAUGUAGUCAGAAAAAUUAUAGUCUGAAGACAAAUGCUUUCUUUAUGUUUUCACUCAUCGUUGGAAUUUGACUUAAAAGUCAAUAAGCCAAAAGGAAACCGCCUAGUGUUGAUUCUAAGUAGGAGUAAGGAAGGAGCCCCUUCUGUGAAAUACUUAUCACGUGGCCUCCCUUCUUUAUCACAGGUGUCUUUCUACCUUUAAUCUUCACUGUAUCAUAGUCCCAAGAGAUCCCAAAAUGGCUGUGCAUGGGUUUCCUCCUUUGCUUUUGUGAUGUUACUGUCUUGUGGAUUUGGUCAGGGUUAGUAGUUUGCCAGGAGUGUAAUCCAUUGAAUAGCAGUCCAUAGUCACAGAAUCUCACGAUUGAUUGACAUCUUCUUUAUGAUGGUUGGCAUCGAGCUAUGUUGCCCACAGAUUUUGCUGGUUUCCCACCAACAUUCCACAUGGGAGGGGGAAUGCACUAGACAGCUUUGGAGUAUAAGCAACACACACUGUUAAAAGAUGCAGACAGUUUUGGAUUUGGGCUCAUCCUAAGAGAGAUCACUGCCAAUAUCACGAGACAGCAGUAUUUCAUAUUGGUAUGUGGUCGUAAAAAUAAGGAAUAGCUCUUUUUAAAAAUGAGUUACAGCAAACAGUAUUGAUAGAAAGCAUCCUUCUAAAAUCUUCAUGUAUUACCUUAUGGUGCAAUAAUUUAAUGUUUCUGUAGAUAAUGUUGGGAAGGAAAAAAGUAAAUAAUUGCAAAAGAAAUACAGUUUAAAAAGCUAAUGUGUAGGUUUGUUCAGACAUACCACCUCAGACUAAACCUACUGGUGCAGUAAGUCCUCUGAAAGGAUUUCAUUGUGCACCUUUAAAACAUCUAAGCUAUCAGAAAUACACCAUUACAAGCUUAAAAUGGAGCUGGAUUUAAAAAUGAGGUCCUAGCAAAUUAGAUAAAUCUUUCAUUUGCCUAAGUGUCAAGUUUCAGUUGGUAGGGCUAAUGAAUUUAGGUGUCUUUUCAAUUCAAAACGAAUUUACUUGGAACUACUUCUUUGUUGCUUCUAAAUCAGUUGAAACUUAUUUGGGCUCUAAAAUUUCUGGCUAGCUGGAUUUGUUGUUGUUGUUUUUUUUUUUUUAGAACCAUACUUCCUUGCUUUCUUGUUAGACCUUUUCACAUCACCAUUUUACCACUGAGAAUUGUUCUGUCAGAACUACAAAAGAAAAGGUAAAACUGGAGUUAGUGAAAUGGUAGAGAAGGAAGUUAAAGGCAAAGUUUUUUAUUACUUGAAUUUUGUUAAGUCUUUUGUUCUUUUCUUUGUCUGACAUAGAAGAAAUUCUGUCUGCAUCCCAAAUGACCAAGGGCAUUUUACACUUAGAAUGCCACUUUGUAAAAUUUUUUUUUCACUUUGUUAUACUUGUUUGUCUAAUUUACAUCUUUCUAUGGAGUUUUACAUAUGUUUAAAGUAAUUUAAAAUCAAAAUGGAAGAACAAGUUUAAUAUUAUAAGUCUACAUAUGUAGAACCUCUAGUCUAAUUAGGCUUGGUUCUGAGGAGAUAAAUGAAUUGCAUGGCAACCAAACAUCCUUUGGGUGUGGGAGAAAUUGUGGGGGGAGGGGAGAAGGUACAAAUAACUGCCAGUGCCAAAGGGCUAAUUUUUAAGCAUCUAAGCUUUAUUGCAGUCUUAAAUAUUAACCAUAGGUCCAUUCAGUUUUAAUCUUUAGUUUACAGAUGGUUGAUUUUUUUUUAAGUGGGACAGUAGAAUGCAUAUUAUUUUCUAAAAUCACAUUCCCUAAUUAUCUUAUUGUUCUCUAGAUAACUGAGAAAGUAAAUAGAAUAGCUUGAGAGGAAUUUUUAUUUUCAUUUUAAGUAAACAUACUUCCAUGGUGGCAAAAGGAAGAAAGGGGAAACAUGCAGAAAGAGCUCUCACGGGUUAUUUACUUUGUUAGUCAGUAUUUCUCACCCUUAAACAGCUUCAUCCUUGUGGUAACAUUUACUGUUUCUGAUCAUGACUGAGUCUUCUGUCAUGACUUUUGUGAACAGCUUAAAAUACCCUUUCUGUUUCUUUGGUUGAUAUGGUGAGCAUGAUGCCAAAAUUACUUUGGAAGUAGAUUCUUCAUUUUGUUUUAAAUGUUUGUUCAACUUAUGAUGAGCCAAAUCAGCCUUUUAGAAGGUGCUAUUGCUAACUAUGGAGUCACUGGCAACAAGAGAGUGUUUUCCUUCCUUUUUCUUUUUCAGUGAUUAACUUUUACUAGAAGUUAUAGUAGCAGAAUUCAUAGCCUUCUCAUGUCCCAAGAGUAGGAUAGGAUUUUCAAGUUUUUCUUUUUAUAAAGGAAAUAAAAGAACAAUUGCCACUACUGAAUUUCCUUUACUCUUGUAAACUUAAGAUUUAUUCCUUAAUGCUUGGAAUUUUGAAGUCUCAGAACCAGACCAAUGGAAGUGCUGAAUUUGCAUUAAAGAAAUUAAGAAUACCUAACUCUGCACUUUAAAGUUAAGUUUUACUUCUGCCUAAAUGAAUGAUAAGCAGAGCAACCCUGAACAAUAUUUUUGUUUACACGAUCCUGUUGAAAAUAUAAUUUAUGUUUUUUAAAGUCUGUUACCUCUUCUCAUCUCUGUUGAAGCCGUAUAAAUCUUUUUUAAAAUGCAAUUUUUUAUCUUUUGUUUUUCUAACAAAAUUAUCCCAGUAAAACAGCAUUUCCAAGAGUGAUAUUGUUAUUAUGUACUUACGUAUUCCCUGUAUUUGAACACUUGUUGCUGCCUCACAAGAAAAUAGAACUUUUAUGUUAAAAAUAAAGUCUGUUCUUGAGUUUU